AUGCAGCGGCGUGUCCCCCCGAUUAUUCGUCCUCGCGACCCCAAACCCGUCCUCAUCUUCUUCCGCCAGCAGCAGAACGGCGAUGCCGACUUGCCCCGUCGCGGCUACCAGGUGGAGGGGCGUGCCCCCGUCGUUGUUGCUGAUGUCGGUGCGGGCGCCAGACCGGACCAGGAGGGAUGCGACUUUUCCGCGCUGGCCCCGCGCUGCGAGGUGCAGGGGGGUAUCGCCGUCCUUGUUGGUCGCAUCGAUGUCGGCGCCCUUUUCUAUCUCGAGGGCUGCGGCGGCUCUGAGUCCUUUCAUCGCUGCGAGGUGGAGGGGGGUGUUGCCCUGCUCAUUGCGGGAGUUGGGUGA
Molecule: messenger RNA, 351 nt
Organism: Clonostachys byssicola
Lineage: Eukaryota; Fungi; Ascomycota; Sordariomycetes; Hypocreales; Bionectriaceae
Source: the annotation of a GenBank genome assembly